Molecule: messenger RNA, 3229 nt
Organism: Olea europaea var. sylvestris
Lineage: Eukaryota; Viridiplantae; Streptophyta; Magnoliopsida; Lamiales; Oleaceae
Exons: 12
Coding region: 577-2994 (805 amino acids)
Biological process (GO): DNA-templated DNA replication; DNA repair
Cellular component (GO): DNA replication factor C complex; nucleus
Molecular function (GO): DNA binding; DNA clamp loader activity
Source: RefSeq, a predicted model, not a curated record
UUGAAUAAUUAAUCUCCUUUUAAAGCAGCCAAUCAUUGAUGCUGAUGGUUUCCUCGUUCCUUGAAAAUGAAGAUACCAGAUACCUUGUUGGCAGCAAAGACGAAGACAAAAAGCCUCCUAAAUAUAUUUAACAGGAAAAGACAAGCUUGGGUUUCAUUGUUCUGUAACUAAGCAUGAAAUGUAUAUUAUAAACUGGUUUUCUAUCCAGCUUUGCUUGUCCUAUGCUGAUUACAGCCCGACAUUACAUUCAUCGUCUUCUCCGAUGUUUAAUCCUUGUAGACAUCGUAGGGUCAAAUAUACCCAUAACCAUUUCUCCUUAAAUGCCCCUUGUUCUUACCAUCAGCCAUUUACCUCUCGAUUGAAUUUGGAAUCUUUGCUUAACCGAAUCUUAAUUCUCUUUUUUCUUUGUUUUUCACAGCCUCCUCAUUUCAUUUUCACUGUCAUAUUUUCCACCAAACAUCUAGGUGGCACUGGGUUGAGAGCAAAGCAUUUUCCGAGCCUUAAAAGAAGUUAUGCUUUGAAAAUUUUGGAUAUACCCUACAGUUGUUCGACGAAAUUCCUGGUGUUUGGUGAAAGAUGGACGGUUCAUUAAGGUACAAUAGGAGAAGAAGCGGAUAUGAGCCAUCUGAUACUGAAAGUGAUUGGCCUAACAGUCCCCGGCGUGAGCGAUACACGAAUGUAGAAUUUGAAAAUGUGGGCUAUGAUCAAGGUGGGAGCACUAGCCCUUUGAGGACUCUUAAAUUUGAGGCUCCUCCUCGAAGAAGGCACAGCAAGUCCCCGUAUAAACCUCGUGGAGAAGAUGGUGCUGCUCGUUCGCCCUUAUAUGUUUCUGAUUUACAUAGAAAUAUUAGCCCACUUUCACGUAGAACACGUUCAAAUGAAAAUGUAGGUCCAUUUUCAAAAUCUGGACGCAGGACUAAUCCCGAUGAUAAAGGAAAUGUUAGUCCAUUUUUGAAAUAUGAAAGCAGAACUAAUUCUGAUGAUAGAGGAAAUCUUAGUCCAUUUUUGAGAGCUGAACGCAGUACUAAUCCUGAUAACCAAGGAAACGUUGGCCUGUUUUUCAUGUCAGAACGCAGGAGACAUGUUUCUCCAUACAGACCUGGUGGAGUGGACCAUGAUCUGGAUGGUGAUAAGAUUGUUACCAGUGGUCGAAAGAAAAGUCUUAAACUGGCUAAUCAUGAUGUGAGGAGGAGUGAGAAAUUCAAUCAUAGUAGGAGAGCAGUUUCAGCUCCUAGAUCAAAUUUGAGAGAAAUGGACCAAAAGAUCAAAUAUGAAUAUGAUCAAGGGGAACAAAGAAAAGAGUUAGAUGCUUCUCAUAAACAUGGCCCGUCAGUUGGUGAAAUCAAUGAAAUUGUUGCAAAUGCCAAGCUUUUGAAAUGGUUGGAUAGCCGUGCUCCUGCUUCCAACUUUGACAGCACAGCCUCCAUCUCUCCUGGAGGCAUUUUCUUUUCACGGGAAUAUACUGCCUUUCCAAAUUCCAUCUUUCCGAAAAAUGGUGUUGUUGAUCAAAAUAAAUCUAACCCAAAGCCUCAAGUUUUUGUUGAUCGAAAUCCCAGCCCUCAUCUAGGCAAUAAGGUGAAUUUGAAUUUCGACCAUAAUUCUCGGUCGAUGUCGCACACAGCUACAAACUCUAGAGCUGCUGUAAGUAGACUGAGCAGUAAUGUGAGUGACUCUAGUGGCAGGACGACUGCAAGUACAAAAAAAUUUGUAGCGAACAGGAGAAAGAGCCAAAUAGAACCAUGGUUUUCUUGCCUGAAGAAAGGGUCUUGCAUGAGCUCCGACAAAUCUCCAGAAAAAGACAGGCCUUUUGAUGAAACUUCAUUUAUUGAGAAGGCAAUCGUGAUUGAGAACCUGAGACCACUUUGGGCUGAUAAACAUCAGCCUGCUUCAUUGGAUGGAUUCACUUGCCACAAGAAAGAAGCUCUGCUUCUUCAGGAACUUGCAUGCAAUGAAACCUUCCCACAUAUCUUGCUGAAGGGACCUCCUGGUGCCGAUAAAAAGGCACUGACUAUGGCAUGCAAUGAAACCUUCCCACAUAUCUUGCUGAAGGGACCUCCUGGUGCCGAUAAAAAGGCACUGACUAUGGCUCUUCUCCGUGAAAUAUAUGGAGAUCCCGUUUGGAAUAUAUCUCACGAUUUAAGAUACUUCCAUAUUCUGGAAUCGAGGCCCAUGCAAGUUGUAGUUCCUGUAAGCUCAAGUGCUCAUCAUGUGGAGCUCAAUGUUUACUUAGAGCCUAAAUCUGCGUAUGCACUAACAGCUUUAGUCAAGCAAAUAAGCAGUGAAUAUGCAGUCACCCCUGAAAUAAGCACAGUUGCCAUGAAGGCAGACUAUAAAGUAUUGGUUCUCUACGAUGUUGACAAAGCUGCAGAGAAUAUACAGCACCUUAUAAAAUGGAUCAUGGACUGUUAUUCUGAUGCUUGUAAACUUAUACUUUGCUGUGAAGAUGAUGUAGAUAUCCUUGAAUCGGUAAAAAGCCGCUGCAAAGUUAUCGAGGUUGAAGCUCCUAUAACUCAUCAAAUUAUGGAAGUUCUUAUUCUGAUAGCAAAAAAGGAAGGUUUUGAAUUAUCCACGAACUUUGCUGCUAAAAUUGCGAAAAAAUCUAAGCAAAACCUGAGGAGAGCGAUAAUGGCUCUUGAAGCCUGCAAAUCACACAGUUAUCCUUUCUCCGAGGACCAACCAAUCCCAAUAGGAUGGGAAGAGGCUCUAGUUGAACUUGCUGCUGAUAUUCUAGCUGAUCCAUUGCCUAACAGAUUAUUUGUCAUCCGUGGAAAGAUCCAAAAACUUCUAUCUGAGUUUGUUCACCCGAAACUGAUUCUCCUGAAGCUUGUCGAACAAUUUCUCCGGGAAGUGGAGGCUAAUUCAAAAAGGGAACUUUAUUAUUGGCAUGCUUACUAUGAUAAGAGACUCCACACUGGAACAAGUGCCUUGUCAAAAUUAGAAGAAUUUGUGGCCAAGUUUAUGAGCAUGUACAGAAAGAACUCCAAGAAUCGUUAGUUCUUGCAAUCUACAUGGAGUGAGAGGAACACUAAUCGAGCUUCAAAAUUUGGAAUGUCUUGUUUGUUUAUCGUUAUGAUAAUUUAUGCAUAUUGUUCGACGAUUAAGAAUCAAACGAUUUAGGAGAGAGUGCAUAGAUAGUCACUGUGUUGUUAUUGAGAAUUGAACGUUGUAUGCUUGAAAUGCUGAAAAGGGGGAAUGUUUGGAAAUUCUUGCAAUCAAUUUUUUUUUUUUU